UUGAAGACUCUAAUAAGACUCUUGAGAUAUAAGUAUGAAUACUCUACCACUAUUGAUUGUAAUUCUUGUUGCCAGUUCUGAAACUAUUCAAGGUAUGAACUUGUGUUUAAUUUGUUGACUAACAGAGCAACAAGUUUACUCCCUCAGGCUGCAUUGAUGGAAAGGUACAGAGACUAGAUGAUGGUAGAAUCAAUAUUUGCUCUGAUCAAGAAUGGAAAACUGUGUGUGAGAAAAACCCUGAUGGAAGAUGGAAUGUCCGUAAGACUAAUGUCGUCUGCAGACUGCUCGGCUACGAAGAUAAUGGGGCAACUGUGAAUCGAAUGUGCUCAAAUAAAACUGCUCAGACUGAUUACGUUGAAGUUCUAAAGUGCAGUGGAACUGAGAAUUUUCUCGAAGAAUGUGGAAUAGCCUCAACUGAUUUUGAGGAUUGUCGAAGUAAUAAUUGCAAUAAUAGUCAGCAAAGAAUUCCUCUAAUAACUUGUCUACCAGUGAACUGUACUAACGGGACCAUAAGACUGGUGGGUGGAUCCACUGACAGAGAGGGACGAGUGGAGGUGUGUGUGGGUGGUCGCUGGGGAACUGUUCAAACAAACAAUUUGCAAAUGGUUGAGUUUGUUUGCUCUACACUGGGUUUCCCAACUGAAGAUUCAAAAGCAGUAACUACUCUUGGCCAUGGAACAGCUCCAAUAAGAAGCUGUGUAAUAAAUAACAGCACCCUCCACUGUGUGGACAUUGCGGAUGAAGAUUCCUUUGAACUUGGAGUUGUAUGCAAAACACACAUUGGUGACUCAUGUAAUGAAAGCUGUGCCUUGAGAAGAUUGAUUACGUAUACUGUGAUUGGUCUUCUGGUGAUUGCACUCAUGGGACUUGCUAUUGUAACUUGCUGUGUGUUGGGGAAACAGUACAGGUCACAGAAACAGCAACAAACAGAGUACAACAUUUCUCAUGUGCAAGAGCUCUCGACAAUUCAACCACAACUGAACAACCCAGUGGACAAUGUGAGCAUGGAACCAAAUAAUGCAUACAGCUCCAGUGGACCCAUUUACGAACAAGUUGCCAAUGGCAAUGAACAAGAGCACACCAACUCAAUGCUUGAACGCGACAACAGCCCAGAUUAUUGCUCAACUCAGCUCAAUGCUAUAGAUGAGGAGGAGAACUACCAUGUAGUGGAGAGUGAAGGGUGUGAGGGUGUGGAGGGGGCGGGCUGUGAUGGUGUGUACAGUGAGGUUAAUAGCGACGAGGUACCAAACGAUGUCGAGGGAAAUGGACAGCAAGGUGUGGCUGUGUGAAUUAUGAGGAGUACUCCAUACUCAAGCAUUGAGAAACUGAACAUUAACGUAAACUUGCAUUAUUGUGAUCAAAAGUUUAUAGAGGUCUUACAAUUCGUGUGAGUGAGUGAUGUGAGGUAGUUACUAUAGAGUUGUGAUUGGAGUGAACUUUAAAGUGGUUCUGAUAUACAUGUGAUUUUAUGAUGUAGUCCAAGUGGAAUUCAGUUCCUAUAUGCGAUAUAUGAGUUACAUGCAUACACGUCACGUACACAGACAUACUGUGGCCCUUCAAGUAAUGCUAGCAUAUUGCUAGAUAAUAGUAAUAAUAA
Halichondria panicea is the source of this 1597-nucleotide messenger RNA. RefSeq lists its product as uncharacterized. The record is from RefSeq and is a predicted model, not a curated record. The coding region runs from base 321 to 1289 and encodes 322 amino acids. The transcript has 5 exons. Lineage: Eukaryota; Metazoa; Porifera; Demospongiae; Suberitida; Halichondriidae. Gene Ontology annotation, cellular component: membrane.